Striga asiatica is the source of this 1146-nucleotide messenger RNA. The record is from the annotation of a GenBank genome assembly. NCBI's taxonomy places the organism in Eukaryota, Viridiplantae, Streptophyta, Magnoliopsida, Lamiales, Orobanchaceae.
AUGCACCGCUGCCAAGCCGAGUACCAGCUCCAACUCCUUAUGGAGGAGGAUUUCUGGAAGCAGAAGGCGACCGUUCGCUGGGUGGCAGAGGGCGAGCGGAACACUAGGUUCUUCCAGGGCUUCGUUAGACAGAAGCAUGCUAAGUCGUACAUCCAUAGUAUUGAGGCAGAUGGGUCAUCCCUGACCCAGGAGUCUCAGAUUCGGGAGUCGGCUGUUGCUCACUUCCAGACCCUCUUCACCUCUGACAGAUGGUCCCUCGUUGCCCCGACCAUCAAGAUAGGAUUUAAGUCUAAUAUGAAUUUCACACAAGAUAGCUGCACGCCUUCACUGUGCCGGCUGAUUCUCAAUUUUGUAAGCAGCAAUAUAUAUCCAUCCAGAUACCGGAAGAAAGACAAUCUGACACAAUUACUUGCAGCCUUUCGAUUCCUACGAACCCUCCCCGGAACUUCCCGCCCUCGCUCAAUAACUCCAUCCGCCAGCUUGCACGCCUCAGCCACACGACCAGCCUUGCACAAAACGUUCAUCAUAUCCUCAAAAGCCGUGUCCAGCACAAUUCCCAUAGGUGCCAGUUCAUCCAAGAUCUUACAAGCCCUCGCGACUUUGCCCGAAAGACAAAGCCCGGUUGAGAUGGCCCGAAAACAAGCAGCAGUUGGCGUGACCCCUUUAUCGAUCAUCACGUGCCAAAAUUUCAACGCCUCUUCAUUACGGUGCUCUUUAAAUAAGCUACUGAUUAGUAUUGUGAAUUCAAACCAUUGUAGUGCCUCCUCUAAUCUCCCGUUCUUGCACAGACUGUUCACAAUCACUCCAUAUGUAACUGGGUCAGGCUCAAAACCAUCACUGUGCAUCCUCUGGAAAAGCCCCAUGGCAGUGUCCAAGUUCCCAUUUUUAGCGUACGCAUCAAUCAAGGCAUCUCAAGCAAAAAUCGAUGUUCCUCUCGGAAUAACAAGCCUGCAUCAAAGUCAGGAAAGUAAUCUCGUCCGGCCCCACACUCCUUGCCUCCAUAUCCUGAAAUUUUUCGAUAGCCAUUUUAACAUUACCCGAUUUACAAUACCCUUUGAUCAUGGUGUUAUACGUGACGACAUCCGGCUUGACUUUGCCAUUUUCCAUAAGCUCAAAAACCUUGUCAGCAGACUCUAUGUACAUUGA